This is a messenger RNA of Protopterus annectens (West African lungfish), 1756 nucleotides long. RefSeq lists its product as uncharacterized. Lineage: Eukaryota; Metazoa; Chordata; Ceratodontiformes; Protopteridae. The record is from RefSeq and is a predicted model, not a curated record. Bases 93 to 1454 code for a protein of 453 amino acids. The transcript is spliced from 3 exons.
CGCCGCGCUUGGUUCAGUAAAGGACAAACCGACCUACUAAACAGGAAAUGUUACCGUCAAACUUGCUUUAAGCAUUGGAACUGGAAAUCGAAAUGGCCCAAACUAAAGCAGUGUGUAGCUCCCGGCGACUUAGGAAGGCAAUUACCGACGUCGGGUAUUAUGAAAUGUUACGAUCUCUUCAGCCCGAAGAAGCCAAAACCCGCCAGACUCAAUUUCUAACCAGAACAAACGUAAUUGCUACAAACCCCAGCUUUGGUACUAGCUGUGAAGUCAAGUCUGAGAAACGUCCCGAAAUUACUCAGACUGGAAAGCUGUCUUUAAAUGACUCCUACAAAGUGGAUCUACCGAACCACUUGGACCGUGAAAACUGUGGUGCUGAGCUCCAGUUGGAGUCCAUGGACAAACUGGAAGAAGAUGGUGAUAAAGUCAGACUGCAUGACAUGAAACAAACUGCUGCUGAAGACCACGUAGCUCAAGAGGCAACUGAGUCAGGGUCCUACAUUGUCGUGCAGAGUGAAGAAGCAAGUAAGUUGUCAGCAGAAGAAGGCAAGUGGCCAAUAUGUGAUCUCCAAACUAUUGAAAUCCCGACGGUUUUAAGUACAAAUACAGCGAAGUCUGAAAGUUCAGAAAUAGUCUGUAGUACCAGCUUAAAAGAAGAUGAUGUGAGACCUACUGAGGUCACCGGCGAAAGCACGGGUAUGGAAAUCGACCCCCAUACUGAAUGCGAAGGUGACCCAGAAAGUCUCAGUUCAUCAUGUGUUAUUGAACUGCAGGAGUCCUGGGUCAGACAAGACCGGUGUCGAACUGCCGGACGGCUGAGGUUGCUGCGCAGUCAGCACUGUAACCUGAGUCAUGCUGAUGCGCAGGAUAGUGAAUCUCACUACUCAUCAUUUUGUGUGGAAAGUGAUCUUUCCAGGGACUCCGUGAAGGUAGAGCCAUGCGAUUCUCCGCUACUGUCUGCUGCACUUAGUUCUGCACUUACAUCCUCCUCAGCAGUUCAGCACAGAGAGGAACAAGCCAGUGUCCCCAGGAAUGCGUCAGAAAACAGUGACUUGUCACGGGUACCUGUACUUUCUGAAUGCGGAUGGAAAGCGAACCAGGUGGAGGAUGUUCAGGAGUCUUCCCAACAGCUGGCAAUCAAAGUUCAGAAAGCCAAUGAAUUAGCUGUUCAUCUUAAAUAUAAAAUAGCAGCACUAGAGCUUGAGAACACUGAAAAAGAAAAGGAAAUUAAAAGGUUAAAUGAACAGUUAGUGGAAGCCAGAAAGUCACUCCAGAUGAAGAACAAAGAGAUUACAAAUGUUAAAGCUUUAGUGAAGAACCUGAGUCAUCAACUUGAAAAGAAGUCUGAUGAGUUAAAAAGUUCUCAUAGUCUUCUAAAUGGGCAUGCUGGAAAGACUGAUAAGCGUAUAUCAAAACAUGACAAAAAUCAUUCGCAGAUCUGUGUCGUUCAGUGAGGAGUCAUGCAACGUGCCUGUAACUGCCUGCCUUAAAAAGUGUUUCAUUGGAUUUCUGUUGUGUAAUUCAAACACUAAUGAAAAGUAACAAGGGUGACCCUACAUGACAUUUUAUGACAGGUGAAGCCAAUGAGUGCAAAAUAAAGAUGCAUGUUAACGAAUUAUUGGCAACUGUUAUUUCCAAGCUACCUGGUUGGUUAUUAUAAGAAUCUGAGUUUAGAUCUAGUUCUUUUUUUUUUUCAUUUUUAAGACAACCCCUUUGUAAUGUGGGUUUGAGAGUAUUAAAUCAAAUGGAAGUUCAA